Molecule: messenger RNA, 1273 nt
Organism: Chrysoperla carnea
Lineage: Eukaryota; Metazoa; Arthropoda; Insecta; Neuroptera; Chrysopidae
Product: venom acid phosphatase Acph-1-like
Exons: 7
Coding region: 163-1263 (366 amino acids)
Biological process (GO): dephosphorylation
Molecular function (GO): phosphatase activity
Source: RefSeq, a predicted model, not a curated record
CAAUAAUCGAUAUGAUCACUUCAAAAUUUAGUAUCUCUAUUAUUCAAAACUAAACGUAUCAAAAUUCAAGUACUAUGGUUGUGGCAAAAUAAUUGUUAAAAAUAUUAUAAACUAUUAAACUUUUUAAACAAAAUUGUUCUGUGUUUGUUGUCUAGAAUCUAGAUGGAUAAUUUAAAACUAGUAAUUGUGCUUUGCAGGCAUGGAGAUCGCACACCAUUGCAAACAUAUCCGAAUAAUCCACAUACACCAGACAUAUAUCAACAUCUUGGACCUGGCGAAUUAACGAAUUUAGGAAAGAAGAGAAUGUUCGAAGUUGGAAAAAAACUGAGAAAACGUUAUGAAAAAUUUUUAAGUGAUACAUACACUCCUGAAAAAGUAAAAGUUAUUACGACUAAUAUUAAUAGAACAAAAAUGACAGCACAACUAGUGUGUGCUGGACUAUUUCCACCGUCUUGUAAAGAAAAAUGGGAUAAUAUAUUAAAUUGGCAACCGAUUCCUUACUCAUACAGUUCAUUAAGUCAUAAUAUGUUGGUUUCGCCAAUACAUGGCUGUGAAUCGUUUCGACAAUUGUACAGAGAAGUUGAAAAGUCACAAUAUGGACAAGAAAUAUAUCAAAAAUUUGAUUCGAUUUUCAGAUAUUUAGAAGAAAAAUCUGGAAUUUCACCUUUUCGAAUAAUGAAUGCAUUUCAUCUGUAUAUGGUUCUAACUGCAGAAGAAAGCUUUGGACUAGUUUUACCUGAAUGGACUAAAGAGGUGUUUCCUGAACCGCUAAAUGAAAUUGCUUGCUAUCAAUAUUUAUUACAAAAUUAUAAUUUGAGUAUGAAACAAAAAACCACCGGUAAAGCUCUAGUGUCUGGAUCCAUUGACUCUAGUGUGUCUGGAUCCAUGAAGGAUAUUAUCGUAAAUAUUAUAAAAUAUUAUUCUUUAAUCACAGGAGCAUUUUUGUCAGAAUUAAUAAAUGAUUUUGAUAAGAAAAUUAACAAUGAAUCAAAACUGAAAUUUAUACUAUAUUCAGCUCAUGAGUGUUCUAUAGCAAAUCUAUUGAUUAUUCUAAAUUUAUUUGAUCUGAAAGUUCCAAAUUAUGGGUCAUAUGUAGCAUUAGAAUUAAGAGAACAUAACAACGAACAUUUCAUUCAAAUUUACUAUCAAAAUUCUGAAAAUGAAGAACCAAAAUUAUUAAAAAUUCCAGAAUUUGACGAAUCAUGUCGUUACGAUUUGUUUAAAACUUAUCUUUCUAAGUAUAUAAUAAAAUCCUGCUUGUAAAAGACAUGAA